Copidosoma floridanum is the source of this 1844-nucleotide messenger RNA. RefSeq names its product sterol O-acyltransferase 1. Lineage: Eukaryota; Metazoa; Arthropoda; Insecta; Hymenoptera; Encyrtidae. Gene Ontology annotation, cellular component: endoplasmic reticulum membrane. Gene Ontology annotation, biological process: cholesterol metabolic process. The record is from RefSeq and is a predicted model, not a curated record.
UAUCACGAGUAUAGGAAAAGUGAACGAGAUCGGUGGUGUACGUAACAAAGCACAGCAAUAGCGCGAGUGCACGUCGAAAUAAAUAUGAAAAGGCUUUUUCCGAUUUUACAGUGACAUAUCGGUUUUUUUUUUUUUAUUUAUAUAAAUUUAAAUAUAAUAUCAUUGCGGAUAAAACGUGUGUAAUUUAACGUCAAGUGGAUCGAGUAAAAAUGCCGACGACACUUCAAAAAUCACGGGUGGAUGCUCGCAAAAACGAUGGGCAUAAAUCAAUGGAUGACAACAAAAAAGAAAGAAGAAAUCAGAUCGCACGUGACAAAGAGUUCAUCCCGCGAAACUCUUUGCUUACCGAUCUCUUCAAAAUAAAUCACAUACAGACCAUUUACAACAUAUUCCUGGUCAUGUUUAUAAUACUUUUUAUGACCGUGAUUACUCACGAUUACAUCGAAAAAGGACAGAUAAAUUUUGGUUUGAAUACGGUGAGGUACAGUUUUGGAAAUCUGUCGGGUGUCUGCCGCGUAUGGAUCCUCAUGAAAAUAUCAACGUUCCUCGUGUACGUAGGAUUUUCCGUUUGGGCCCGGACGCGCGUCAACUUUCCUCAAAAAUCGCUCGUUAAAACUAUCUUGGAUUACGGCUGUUUGUUGAUUUUUAUCGCGAGUCUGGUGGUGUUCGUUCUCUUGCCGGCCAAACUUCUUAUCAAGGAAUAUUUCCCACCGGCCUCGAGCUUCAUCAUCAUGAUGGAACAAGUCCGCAUGUUGAUGAAAUUGUAUGCGUUUGUGCGGAGUAACGCGCCAAACGUGUUGAAACGAAAAGCUGAUGGGGACAAAAAUCGUGGCGCAAAUGUCAAUCUUUGUCCGGAAUUUUCAAAGUUUUUCUACUUUAUGUUUGCACCGACCUUGAUAUACAGGGACGAGUACCCGAGAACAAAGUGCAUCAGUUGGCGAAACGUGUUGUGGUACCUCGUAGAAGUGGCCAUUGUAAUAUUGUACUCGGCUUUUAUAUUUGAGCACUUUGUGAUAUCGGCUUUUGAAAGACACGGCAUCCGCAUCUUCGAGUCGCAAACCGUGAUUCUCACGGUAUUCAGCCUGACCUUACCUUCCGUUUGCAUCUACAUUUUUGGAUUUUACGUCUUGCUACACUCUUGGCAAAAUGCUAUGGCAGAGCUCCUUGGUUUCGCCGACAAGUUGUUCUACACGGACUGGUGGAAUUGCACGAAUUACAGCGCAUUUUACAAAUCUUGGAAUAUUCUAGUCCAAGAUUGGCUCUACCAUUACAUAUACCGAGAUGUUUACGAUCUAUACAGGAGCAAAAUUAUUUCCACCGUAGCGGUCUUUUUCAUCUCGGCAGUAGUUCACGAAUACAUCAUAGGAUUCGCUCUGCGUUUCGUUUACCCCGUGAUGACGUUUAUGUUCGGAGGCAUUGGUUUGCUUGUUCUGUUUGUCACGAGGAAUUUUCCAAAAAUGGCCGGGAACAUGUUCGUGUGGUUCAGUAUUAUCACCGGGAACGGUAUAAUGAUAACUCUUUAUUCGAUGGAGUAUUACGCAAGAUUACGUUGCCCGCCUUACAACGAUAAACUGCAAGACUUGUUGUUACCGAGAAGUUGGAUUUGCCAGGAGAUUAAGAAUAACGUAUCAUCGCACCUACACGCUUGAAAGAUAAGACCUAACUAUAUUAUUGUCUUUUAUUUUUUUAUCAUUUAGGUGUUCACACAUCGCGUACUUAUAUGCAUAAGGUUUUUUUUUUCUACGAAUACUACCUUGUGAAAUAAGAUUUAACAUUAAUUUUGUAAAAAAGUUAUUUUAUUGUGUUUUUCAUAUACGUGUAUACGCAAUUCAAUAGUUAUAUAA